AUGAAGGCCGCACUUUUCACCGCUGUGGCGGCUCUCGUGGGCUCUGCCCUCGCCGACGGUUCUCAUCAUGUCCGCCGUCACGGCCAUGAUGCCAUGCAUCGCCGCCGUGCUGUCGAGGCCGGUUCUGGUGUGAGCAACUCCACCUGCGGCUGCACCACCACUACCAUCACUUACUACGGCGCUCCAACUACCAUCACCCAGCCUGCCCCUGUGACGUCGCAGACUGCCGUUACUUCGCAGACUACCACCACCAUCCUGUCGACCAGCUACAGCACGGUGACUGUUCACGUCGUUCCCAGCUCCAGCUCUGUUGCCGCUGUGCCUGAGUCCGUCGUUCCCAGCUCCAGCUCUGUUGCCGCUGUGCCUGAGUCCGUUGCUCCCAGCUCCAGCUCCAGCUCCGCGCCCGCUGCUCCUCCUGCUCCUGAGACGUCUGUUGCUCCUCUGCCCACCCCCAGCAUCACCACCUUCCCCACCCCCGGUACCUACACGAUCCCUGCGACUACCUUGACCGUCACCUCCGAGACUACCGUGUGCGGAGCCACUACCAGCCAGGUUCCCAGCGGCACCCAUACCGUCGGCGGUGUCACUACUGUUGUCGAGACCUCCACUACCGUUAUCUGCCCGUAUGCCACCGUCAAGCCCUCGGGCAGCACUGUGACCAGUGUCAUUGAGACCACCACCUACGUCUGUCCCUCUGCUGGUACCUACACCAUCGCUCCUAUCACUACGUAUGUUCCGACCAGCACUGUCAUUGUCUACCCGACCCCGGCCAGCUUCACUCCUGGCACCUACACCCAGCCUGAGCAGACCGUGACCGUCACCGAGACCUCGUACACCUAUAUCUGCCCCUUCAGCACCGGUCUCGCCAGCACCUCUGCUCCUGCUCCGGCUACUUCCGCACCUGCCACUUCUGCUCCUGUCCCGGCUACUUCCGCUCCUGCCACUUCUGCUCCUGCCCCUGCCAGCUCCGCACCUGCCACUUCUGCUCCUGCCCCUGCCAGCUCCGCACCUGCCACUUCUGCCCCUGCUCCAUCCUCCGCCCCCGCGGAAACCAGCAGUGCCGCCCCCUCUUCUAGCGCUCCUGUUUCCUCUUCCAGCGCACCCGCUCCUUCCAGCACUGGCGGUAUCAUCGGCGGCAGCAAGUUUGCUGUAACCUACUCCCCUUACACCAGCCAGGGUGGCUGCAAGGCCAAGUCCGACGUUCUGGCUGAUAUUGCCGUCGCCAAGCAGAAGGGUUUCAACACCAUCCGUAUCUACUCCACCGACUGCAGUGGUCUUGAGUUUGUCGGUGAGGCCGCCAAGCAGAACGGCCUGAAGUUGAUCCUGGGUGUCUUUAUCUCCAGCAGCGGCAUCUCCCAAGCACAGGAGCAGGUUAGCGCCAUUGCUUCCUGGGCCCAGUGGGAACUAGUUAGCUUCAUCGUUAUCGGUAACGAAGCCAUCCAGAACGGCUACGUCUCUGCCGGCGAUCUCGCCGGUUUCAUCUCCUCUGCAAAGGCAUCCCUCCAGAAGGCCGGCUACAGCGGAGAAGUUACCACCACCGAGCCCCUGGACAUCUGGCAGGAGUAUGGCUCCACUCUCUGCGGUGCUGUUGACGUCGUCGGUGCCAACCUUCAUCCCUUCUUUAACGCCAAGGUUACUCCCUCCCAAGCCGGAGAGUUCGUCAAGUCUGAGCUUGAGAUCCUCGCCGGUAUCUGCCCUGGCAAGGAGACCUACAACCUCGAGACCGGCUGGCCCAACGCCGGUAAUGCCAAUGGUGACGCUGUCCCCGGUGUCGCUGAGCAACGUACUGCCCUUCAGGCUAUUGUUGAGUCCAGCGGUGGCAAGUCCGUCUUCUUCUCCUAUGCGGAUGACCUCUGGAAGGCUCCGGGCGAGUUCGAUGUUGAGCAGCACUGGGGCUGCAUUGACGCCUUUUAGACAAUCUGCACGAAAAUCCUUUUUGUUUAUCUCUUAGGCAUGUACUCGUAACUUGGAAAUUAUUUCUGUCCUUUGAACUUCUUUUUCUAUAUAUGCCUGCUCCCGUUGCCAGUCCUGGUAUGUGAGUGACCGCAGUUUUGACUGUUACUUGAAUUUUCCUACCUUUCUUCACGUUGAUAUAGUAGAUAUAAUUUCCUUUUUUUUUUUUUCUUUUCUCGGUGUUAUUAUGUGUAUGCUGUCUAUAGUAACUGGAGUGCUCAUUAUGCAGAACUUGUGUCCG
Messenger RNA from Monascus purpureus, 2194 nucleotides. The record is from the annotation of a GenBank genome assembly. Lineage: Eukaryota; Fungi; Ascomycota; Eurotiomycetes; Eurotiales; Aspergillaceae.